AUGCAGCAGCAACAGGACGACGUGGGCGUGCUGGACGACGACCUCUUGGCCGAGUUGGCCGACGUGCUGUCGUUCGAGUCGUCGCCGUCGGCGAGUGCGUUCGGGCCGACCGAAGACUCGAUGGGGUCCAUCUUGGGCGACGACAUGGACUUGAUGCUGUCCAUUGACAUCCCUUCCCUGCCGGACGUCAAGACUGGGACGCACGAGGUCGCUAUUCUGCCGUGCAAAAAAGCGUCAGCCACAAAGGACCGGGCGGGCGCCCACAGCAGUGGCAAAGCACCAAAGGAACCGCUCGCCUCGAAAGGCAAAGACGCUCGCAGUGCCCCGUACUCGAAAGCCAACAAACAGCGCCGUCGCAAGCGCCCGAAAGACGAGCUCGACUACCUCCGCGCCAAAGUGGCCGACAUGGAACGCGAACUGCAGAAUCUCCAGCUCGAGCCGGGCGAGGGGUCGUCCGUGGCCGAUAAUAAUGCUGCGCUGUUUAGCACCGAGUCGCGCUCGUCGCAGAGCAUGUUGAUGAGCUGGCAGCGCAUUGCCGAGCGACAGAAGAAGGAGGUCGACCGCUCGAUCGUGGAAAACUUGCGACUGCGCGCAAUGCUCGAAGGGCAGCUGAGCGUCGCGCGGAGCUUGGAAGCUGCGAUCGACCAGCACCAGCGAGACGCCGCGCAGUCUAUUUCCCCCUUCCACACCCGAAACGGAUCGAGCAGUCUGCUGCAGUUUUCCGCCAUGUCCGAAGAGCUCAUUUUCGCGUGCUUGGCCGAGAACCUCAAGACGCAGUAUGCUGAGCUGGACUCCGUGUUCGAGCAGUGCGGGAUCACGCACGUCGACCACGACAUGAACAAUGGCACGACAGCGCAUACUGACGCAAGUGGCGUAUCCGUCCGGCACGUCGACGUGCGUCUGCUGCCGUUCUCGCCCGAUACCGUGCACCAAGCAAUGUGGGGCAUUCUUCGACACAGCACAGCCAAGGAAAUGAUGAUGGGUCCUUUCCAGACGCAAGUGAUUGACGACAAUCGCAUGAACGUCUCUAUGGUCGAGACCAUUGAGCUAGGCAAGUUCCGAACGACGAACAUCGUUCGUAGGUUCUCCUUUUGGCGGGUGUUCGAGAAGGACCGCACUGUGAUCUUGUGGAGUUCGUACGUCGAAAUGGACGGGUCGAUCUCCGUGCGUCUUCGCGAUAAGGGCUACACUGCAUUCUCUUCGUACAAUUUCGGGACCGAUAGCUUUGGCGUUGGCGUCCCCGGUUCGGUCACCCGUAUGGUGGUGCUAGCAACUCCUGAAUUAACGACGACGGCAAGCCUAGAAAUGGCAACGCCUGUGUCUCCCGUGGAGGGAAAAAGUCAUAUCGGGGAGCUGACUGAGCUCGUGGUGGGAACGUAUCGAGUCAGCAUGGGAUUGGUGCAUCAGAUGAUCGACACGCUUUUGCUCCGAGAUGCAAUGGGCGGUAAAGCAAUGGGAGACGCACCAUCCACGUCGUCUGGAAGUCCAGUCGUGACGUGA
Messenger RNA from Hyaloperonospora brassicae, 1500 nucleotides. NCBI's taxonomy places the organism in Eukaryota, Oomycota, Peronosporomycetes, Peronosporales, Peronosporaceae. The record is from the annotation of a GenBank genome assembly.